Molecule: messenger RNA, 866 nt
Organism: Paraglomus brasilianum
Lineage: Eukaryota; Fungi; Glomeromycota; Glomeromycetes; Paraglomerales; Paraglomeraceae
Source: the annotation of a GenBank genome assembly
AAAAAUAGAACUUGUGAACGUUGUGGGCACCAAUGUGCAACACCACAAAAACUUCGAGAGCAUCUUAAUAGAAAAAAUCCAUGCAGACCCCGCAUUUCUCCAGUACUUUUACCUCAGCACCAAAGUACUUUGACUAUAUCGAGAAAUUUAGAAGACUUACAUAUACCUAAAACGACACAAAAUCCAGAGCCAUUGCCAGAGCAAAAUUCAAAAAUAUUACUUGAAAAUGUACCUCAAGUAGUAGAGUCAGAGACACAUGGCUUUACCAUAAAAAAUGCUAAUGACAGAUUGUCUGGUGAAACUGUUAAGCAAUGGGGUUCAAGAUUACGAAAAAGAAUUAAGUAUCUAAGUCUUAAAGAUCGUGGUCAACCCAAAAAUUUAGCAGAAUGCAAAGCCCUUUAUGAUGAAUUAUUGCAAAUGGAUGAUGAGGCAUAUGGUUAUAUAGAACCUAUAAAGCAGACAAAAGAAGAACAAGAAUUCUUUGGAGAACCUGAAAUCGAAGUAGAGAAGCAAGUAUCACAGCCUGUUAAAAAUCAAGCUAUAGACUCUCCUAAAGCUGGCCCAGGUCCAAAAACUCAAGCUUAUUGGGAAAAGAAAAAUGAACAAUCUAAAAAGAUUCCUUUAGACCCAAAGUCUGCAAUAGAAAUAGACCAGACAAAUGAGGAAUUUGAGCGUCUCAGUAUAAUUACUGGGGAUAAUGAAAAAAGUAUAAUAUUUAGAGAGCAAAACAUGGGACCAGCAUUAAAAAGGCGAGCUGUUGCCGUACAUAAUGCAAAAGUUCCAAGAUAUCAUCCAGAUAAUGGAAGCGAUAUCAGAAAAAUGUUAGAGAGUCAAAGAAAACCAUUCCAGGAACUACUUGAAAAAGA